Messenger RNA from Phytophthora nicotianae INRA-310, 800 nucleotides. RefSeq lists its product as hypothetical. The transcript is spliced from 3 exons. NCBI's taxonomy places the organism in Eukaryota, Oomycota, Peronosporomycetes, Peronosporales, Peronosporaceae. Gene Ontology annotation, cellular component: cytoplasm; nucleus. Gene Ontology annotation, molecular function: S-adenosylmethionine-dependent methyltransferase activity; tRNA binding. The coding region runs from base 1 to 750 and encodes 249 amino acids. Gene Ontology annotation, biological process: tRNA wobble uridine modification. The record is from RefSeq and is a predicted model, not a curated record.
AUGGUCAGCGUAACUGCUGCUGCUUCGUCCUGCAGCCCGUUGGCUCCGACGGAGCUCGAGCGCGAGCACGUGCACAAGGUUUACGACCUCAUCGCCCCUCAUUUCAGCCACACUCGACACCAUCCAUGGCCACAAGUGACAGAGUUUUUGGACAAGUUGGAAUCGGGUGCACUCGUGGCUGACGUCGGAUGUGGCAAUGGCAAAUACCUGCGCGUCAACCCCUCGCUAUGCAUGAUUGGAGCUGAUCGCAGCAUCCCAUUGAUGCAUGCGGGAGCUCCGAGUGGCAGCAACCUAUUGGGGUGCGAUGCAUUGAAGGUUCCAUUACGGACCGGAGCAUUCGAUGCAGCACUGUCAAUUGCUGUGCUGCAUCAUAUUUCGACAGAGGAACGUCGGGUGGCACUCAUUAGUGAACUGGCACGGCUGGUGCGAGUUGGUGGUGAGGUGCUGAUUGUGGCGUGGGCCUUUGAGCAAGACGAGCGGUCGAAACGUCGGUUUGAAACGCAGGACGUCAUGGUGGAGUGGAAACUUCAGCAGAAGUAUGCGAAGGAGGAGGAAAAAGAACACAACGCGACUGGAUCACAUGGAAAGGUAGACCACGAAAAGCGGUGGGUGGUAUAUGAACGAUAUUGCCAUGUGUAUCGCAGUGGUGAGCUUGAAGCGCUAGCGGCGCAGGUGCCUGGUCUGGAGGUGAUCUCUGUCGAGUACAGUCGGUCCAACUGGUGUCUGCGACUGAAGCGACUUGCAAUGUAGACCAUUUAGAAUCCACCAGGGGCAAUUUGUAAACUUUGAUUUUUCGGCGC